Molecule: messenger RNA, 273 nt
Organism: Mesorhabditis spiculigera
Lineage: Eukaryota; Metazoa; Nematoda; Chromadorea; Rhabditida; Rhabditidae
Source: the annotation of a GenBank genome assembly
AUGACGAUGGAAAUGACGCCCCCAAAGAUUUGCCGAACUCAUGAAGCAUUUCUACGAAGAGGGCUGGAUGCGUGGAAGUGGCGGAGCACUAGCUUCCAGCCCGAACUGAAGCUCACGCUGCAAAAAUCUGGUGCCGCCAUCCCAGCCGUGCUUGUCAAAACCACGGCCUAUUCGUUUGGGGUCGAACUUGGCAAGAAGCCAAAAUACACUGAAUGCCUGGAGUAUCUCUUCGAGUUGGCAAUUGAGGCCAGCAAAGCCGGGAUCAAGAUCUAC